CACUAGUAUCCUUUUUGUCCUCACUAGUAAGACAAUUCAACAUGCUAGUAGAACAACCAGGGCACUCGAGAAAUAGUGUCUGACUAGUAAAGCUUUUUUUUUUGCACCUUUGCCUUCCACUCCUGUGUAAAAUCUCUGCGCAUUAGUCAGAAAGCGUUGCCAUACUCCUUUGCAAAACUAUGCACGAAUAUCUGUAUACUACCACUACCCGAGAGAUGCUAGAUUUUCACAAUUUUUAUGUCACUGUCAGAAUUGGUGACAUGCAGUUUUCAACUAGUUUGCCGUUUUGCCUCGCUAGUCACAUGUAGUUGUUCUACCUGUGCGCCCUCGUCUUUCUGCUAUUCAGAACUGUUCUAUCUACUUACGAAUGAAUAUUUAGAGCCUACUCGUAGAUAGACAAUUCGUUGCACUAGUAGAUGAUCGAAAUAAUGCUCCAAUGGCCUGCCAUAGCUUUUGAGCUGUGGUAAUUGUGUCCUGUGUCUCUCAUGUGCAUACACACAGGAGAUGGCUCAUCAGGGCCAAGCGAGCAAGCUUCCCACUUCCUGUUUCUGACAGCACAGAGCACGCCAUGCUAUCUACAACGCACAUACACACAGGAAGGGCUGACAACCACUGGCUGGGUGGCAUGCGGCGUGUCCGUGUGUGUGUGUGUGUGUGUGUGUGUGUGUGUGUGUGUGUGUGUGUGUGUGUGUGUGCUGCUUGAUUUUUUUUUCCAGGAAAGGAGAGGAGGAUAGAAGCCACUUGAAGUGAUGUGCAGCGGAUCCUGCCACAGAUGAAAGUGACUCUGAAAGCUGGACAUGGGAGGGGCUCAAAUCAUGUGAUGGAAAGCAGCAAGAGGGGGAAAAAAUGAAAUGAGAAGAACAAACAGCAGCAGCAACACGGGCGGCUUCCAUUCUCCCGUUAAUGAACGGAAGCACCGGACGUCGCACCCGAAAGACGUUCCCGCUGGAUGGACCCGAGCCGCUCGCAUCGAGGCCUUCGGGAGUCUGCCGAGCGCCGUCCGACAUGCACUUCUAUCACCAGGGGGGCCUCACGUGGGCCAACAUGUUGGGUCAGAGCGUGCGACUCCAGUCCGUUAGCAUCCAGAACCUAUCCGAAGUGGAGCGAGCGAGACUCCAGCAAGUGGCCUUGUUCCACCUGGACCAGAAGGACCUCCACUUGAAGAUCAGCAUUCCCAGAGAAAUUCGCAAACGGCGAAAGUCGCUGCGCAGGAAGUUUGACUCAUUUUCCAAGGAAAAAAAAGAGCGUGAAUCUGCCCCCAAGGCGUUCGGCAUCCCGCUGUCGCAGGUCAUCGCCAACGACCGGGCCUUGAAACGCCGUCAGGAUGCUGUGAAGGAGAGCCGACGGGACUGCUUGGAGCUGGAGGCGAGCAUCCUGCGGUUCCGGGCCGAGCAGCGGCAGCUGCUCUCGGGGAGCGCGCGCCCCUCAACGCCCGCUAACUCCGUGGCCCCGGCGCCGCCGCGCUCCGUUUUGGACACCGUUGGGCGAGGACAGAGACGGGGUGGGCUCUCCGUCGACUCCAUCUCCGAUCUGGUGGACAGUCAGUCCCGCUUGUUGGAGGCGCUGCAGCUCUCCCAUCCAGCAGAGCUGGAGCUGAAGAAGAACGGCGGCGGCUCGUCAGAGGGCAGGAGCCAAAGCAGGCUGAGCCUCAACCCGUUUUACCCGCAGGUGCCUCAAGUUCUGGAGCGCUGCUGUGGCCACAUCGAGGCCCACGGUCUUCAGACUGUGGGCAUCUUCCGAGUCGGGAGCUCCAAGAAGAGGGUGCGGCAGCUGAGGGAGGACUUUGACGCGGGCAUGGACGUCCAGCUGGACGAGGAGCACAGCGUGCACGACGUGGCUGCCUUGCUGAAAGAGUUUUUGAGAGAAAUGCCGGACCCUCUGCUGACCAGAGAGCUGUACCCCGCCUUCCUGCACGCCAACCUUCUUGGAGGAGAAGAGCAGCUCCAGUACCUGCAGCACCUCCUCUACCUGCUGCCUCCUUGCAACUGUGACACGCUGCUGCGCCUCCUCACUUUCCUGCACACGGUGCACAGCUUCGCCCAGGACAGCGUCGGCGCCAACGACGAGGAGAUCCCCGGAAACAAGAUGACGGCCGCCAACCUGGCGGUCAUCUUUGGACCCAACCUGCUCCAAAGGGAACGAGGAGGAGAGGCCGGUCCACAGGCCGUGGGCAUCGAGGACAGCACGGCUAUUAUUAACGUUACUCUGGCGCUCAUGCAGAACUACAGGAGACUUUUCAUGGUGUCAGCCGAGCUGCAACAGGAAGUCCUGGUGAGUCUGAUCCAGACCGACCCCGACAUCAUCGACUAUCUCCUCCGCCGCAAACUCAGCGGCAGUUACGUGACGACGGAGAGCGGCGCCGGCUUGGGCGGCCGCCGGGACACGGGAGCGUCUUUGGACUCUGUCGGGGCCUCCACUGGGAGUCUGUCCCCGACCCCGAUGGAGCCCCGCUCAUCGCUUGAGGGCGGCCUAAGUAGCCAAGUCUUCCUCAGCGUGCUUAAGAUGAACCAGAGCAGGAAGCAGCACAACAGCAGAUACGAAGUCCGGCCCAGCAAAUCCAUCCGCCACAUGCGCCAGUUCCACUCCCACCACAACCUGCUCAGUCUGGCCCAACCUGCCUUAUGUGCCGUGUCUUCCACCUCCAGUCAGCAGUACCCGGCGGAUGCGAGCAGCGUUUGGGUGAGACAGGCGCCCCCCGAGGAAAGCAAAGCCAGCUUCUGGGACUUUUUCACAGGGAAAGGCUCGGGCUCCGAGACCUUGGUGUGAUGGUGGUGGGCUGUGUUCUGAAUCGGUGACUUGUUCCCUACUCCCGUAUAGUCUUAUCACAUUGCAAGAACACUGCAAAAUGGCUGCCUCACAAUAUAAAGGCUUGGGAGUGAUUAUCAACACAAUCGAGGGGAUGCUGACGGACAAACGAAAUAUGUGUGCGACUGACUUGACUUUUUCCUUUGACAAUCUGAGGGUGUGACAUGAAGGAAUCAUUCUGUGUACAAACUGUAACGUACAUUUUUUUUUUUUAAGAGCCACACAAACAACUCCAGCUAUUUUGUUCAAUCUAUUUUCGGUAAAAUGCAAUAAAGUGUCCACUGUACAUAUGACCUAAAAA
This is a messenger RNA of Hippocampus comes (tiger tail seahorse), 3106 nucleotides long. RefSeq names its product Rho GTPase activating protein 36 (gene arhgap36). Bases 904 to 2766 code for a protein of 620 amino acids. Gene Ontology annotation, biological process: signal transduction. The record is from RefSeq and is a predicted model, not a curated record. NCBI's taxonomy places the organism in Eukaryota, Metazoa, Chordata, Actinopteri, Syngnathiformes, Syngnathidae. The transcript has 12 exons.